Siniperca chuatsi (mandarin fish) is the source of this 2674-nucleotide messenger RNA. RefSeq names its product caveolin 1 (gene cav1). NCBI's taxonomy places the organism in Eukaryota, Metazoa, Chordata, Actinopteri, Centrarchiformes, Sinipercidae. The transcript has 3 exons. The coding region runs from base 352 to 897 and encodes 181 amino acids. Gene Ontology annotation, molecular function: transmembrane transporter binding; protein kinase binding; molecular adaptor activity. Gene Ontology annotation, biological process: negative regulation of protein tyrosine kinase activity; caveola assembly; negative regulation of endothelial cell proliferation. Gene Ontology annotation, cellular component: Golgi apparatus; caveola; perinuclear region of cytoplasm. The record is from RefSeq and is a predicted model, not a curated record.
AGUAAUUCCACGCCAGUUACAACACUCCUUUAGUUUGAGAUCACGUCAGUCUCUCCUCCAGCCGGGCAGGUUACACGGUUAUGCACGGUGGCUCUCCUGUCUCUGCUCACAGGUGACUCCCGGGCUGCGAAGACUCGCUCUGCGGGAUCCGAAGAAACACUGGAGGUUUCCCUCAUAGCUCUGGCAUUAAAUUCUAGUCACGUUCAGCGAAAAGGGCAGGAAUUAGAUCACUAUACAGGUCCCUGAGAAGAUCUCCAGUCCUCUCACUUUGCCUCCACGCCUCCCGUACGGCUUCCUAUAUUGUCUUCUUGUCUGUUGCACCGCGCUAAUCUGUUCAAACUUGGGGAGAGCAUGACAGGAGGACUGAAGGACGAUGAAACAGAAGAGAAGUUUCUGCAUUCGCCGUUCAUCCGAAAACAAGGGAACAUAUACAAACCUAACAACAAAGACAUGGACAACGACAGUCUGAACGAGAAAACGAUGGAGGAUGUCCACACCAAAGAGAUCGACUUGGUCAACCGUGACCCAAAGCGCAUAAACGAUGACGUUGUCAAGGUAGAGUUUGAGGAUGUGAUCGCCGAGCCUGCAGGGACCUACAGCUUCGACGGUGUGUGGAAAGCCAGCUUCACCACCUUCACCGUCACCAAGUACUGGUGCUACCGGCUGCUGACGGCGCUGGUCGGCAUCCCCCUGGCACUGAUCUGGGGAAUCUUCUUCGCCAUCCUGUCCUUCAUACACAUCUGGGCUGUGGUGCCGUGCGUCAAGAGCUACCUGAUCGAGAUCCACUGCGUCAGUCGUGUCUACUCCAUCUGCGUGCACACCUUCUGCGACCCGUUGUUUGAAGCCAUGGGCAAGUGCUUCAGCAGCGUCCGAAUCCGCACGACCAAGGAGGUGUAGCAUCCGCAAAGAGGAGGAGGAGUAUUAACGGAAAGAGGGGAGGGAGGAUGGGAGGGCUAGAGCCACACAGAUGGAGGGAAAAGCCAGAACAAAAAAGAAGAAAAAUCAGACCUCGGGAAUAGGAGAGGUGAGCUGUUUCCAGAGCUGGGCGGGGUUUGUUUGGAAGUGAAGGGGUGUGGUCGCAUGGCAUCUGACCCCGCCUUUUUCCACCAGCUGUUUUUUUCUCUCCAGUGUUGGUAUAACCAAACGGGUGGGCACAGGAAAUCAAAGGGUUGGGUUUUGUUGUUGUUUUGUUUGUGUUCUCUAGUUGUUUUUAUUCCUCACUGUUAACUUUGUCAUGCAAGCAACCGAGCUCCAUAUCUCUUUUCUGUUAGUUUUGCCACAUGAUGUAAAUUCCUUCCAUUCUUACCGUUUCUGUGGAGAGCUUAUCACUUUGAGUGAUUCAUGUGAAGAGGGGAUGUCAGGGUGUAUCACUGUCUUCUCUCGUGCUUAUAUGUGUUUGUUUUUUUGGAGCUGUUGGGCAGGGCAGGAUGGUGGGAUGUUGGGGUUGGGAAGGUCAAAGCAGAGAGAAAGAGUGAGCGCUGCCAAAUUCUAUCUGACUCAGCAGAAACAAAACAACCCCACAAGCCGAACAGCCCAGCAACACCCCUCCCUCUGCCCCCCGUGACCUCCAAGCCACCAAAACCAAGCCCCCCUCUUCACCUGGGUUUCCAGCGGUCUGACACACUGAACCUGCCCUCGUUCCUGCAUGCACCUGCGCCGCCUUGCCAGCAAAUCGCCGUCCGCCACCGCCACUCCCGCCACACAGCCUUACGAUGCUGAAAUGACCUGCAUCUCAGCAUCUCAACUCACUCGCUCUGCGCAUCGGCUUCUUACUUCCACUCCACCUUCAUCACCAUCCUCAUAAUUACAUGAGAGUGUGACAGAGAAUGUUAGCAUUAUUCCUUUUUUACUCCAAUGUGGGUUUUCUGACCAACUGAGGCCUUUCAUUUUUCAGUGAAGCUCAAUGCUUUUAAAUGCACAUCACCAUAGUUCCAUAGCGAAUGCUUAUUUUUCUACACUAUGAAUUUGAAGAACUUUGAGGGCUUAACUUUAAUAUCCUAUAUGUACUGUAUGGGUGUUUAUGCUGAAAAUAAAAUUUUACAAGCUAUGGCCUCAUUCCAGUGCACUAAUCUAUGGGAAAGUAUUGUUAGUGAAUAGCACUAAUGAAGAUCUCCUUUCUAUAUUUGCAAAGGUAGUAGAGUACUAGCGGUUACUUUUGCACAGUCUGCACUUAGGAUGUGCAGUUACAAGCUUGAGUGGAGAUUUCUCCUACGCACUGUGGUACUUCCACAGGUUAAUGCAUUGGAAUUAAGACAAUGUGAGGUGGAAUGUGUGAUUGUGGAUGCAUUUUUAUUUGUUAUCUGGUCAGAAUAUUGCACCCUCCCCCUUUUUGUCCUCUUCAUUUAUUUUUUAUUUUUUCCCGACUGUGGACACGAUGCUGAAAAGCAUCAAACUGAUGCCUCCCACCCCAGAGAUGGGUGAAGGGAGAGACGGUCGGGUAGGGUUUCUGGGUUGGGGUGGGGGGAUUGUGUUUUAUUGAGACACUAAGCUUUGACUCCGUCACCUUCAGUCUACCUGCUGUCUUCUCACAGGGAUGGUAAUAUCAUAGCACCUGUUCCUUGAAUUGAGUGUUUUUAAGCUCUAAAGGUGAUAUUUUUAUAAGAAAAUAAUUUUUUCCUUCCUUGCUUUUACUGUACAAUAUCACGCUGUGCACAUUAAAAUUUAAUAUAAUCCA